CCGCUCAUGUUUCCCAUUUGGAGAAUGUCUCAGAAGAAGAAAUGAACAGGUUGUUGGGAAUUGUGUUGGAUGUUGAGUAUCUCUUCACCUGUGUUCACAAAGAAGAAGAUGCAGAUACGAAGCAGGUUUAUUUCUACUUAUUCAAGCUUUUGAGGAAGUGUAUAUUACAUAUGGGGAAACCUGUUGUGGAAGGAUCUCUGGAAAGUCCUCCAUUUGAGAAACCUAGUAUUGAACAGGGAGUUAAUAAUUUUGUGCAAUACAAAUUUAGUCAUCUACCAUCGAAAGAGAGACAAACCAUAGUAGAAUUGGCUAAAAUGUUUCUCAAUCGCAUCAAUUACUGGCACUUGGAAACACCUUCCCAGUGGCGACUGAGAUCACCUAAUGAUGACAUUGCUGGCUAUAAAAUAAACUACACAAGGUGGCUGUGUUACUGCAAUGUCCCCCAGUUUUGUGACAGUCUACCUCAAUAUGAAACCACACAAAUUUUUGGGAGAACAUUACUGCGCUCUGUUUUUACCGUUAUGAGGCGGCAACUUCUUGAACAUGCAAGACAGGAAAAGGACAAACUUCCUCUUGAGAAACGAACACUAAUCCUAACACAUUUUCCCAAGUUCCUGUCUAUGUUGGAGGAAGAGGUAUACAGUCAAAAUUCUCCUAUCUGGGAUCCAGAUUUCAUAACUUCCACUUCUCGAAGCAACCAACUGGGCAUCCAAACAGUUAUUAACCGACCGCCUAUGGUGAGAUCUGUUUCAUAUAGUUCUAGUCCCUCAACUUUGGAACAACCCAGUGGAGGAACUAUGAGUCCUGCUUCCAAAUCUGCUUCUGGCCAGGAACAAAACCUAGGAGAAAAAAGAAAAAACAAUGAAGGUUAUUCUGCAGAGAAUGCUAAGAAGCCACGGGUUAUAGGAGAUAUUCCUGUUGAACUGAUCAAUGAAGUGAUGUCAACUAUUACAGAUCCAACAGCAAUGCUUGGUCCAGAGCAGACUAAUUUUCUGUCUGCACACUCAGCUCGGGAUGAAGCUGCAAGAUUGGAGGAGCGUAGGGGAGUGAUUGAAUUUCAUGUGGUCGGAAAUUCCUUAAAUCAAAAACCAAAUAAAAAAAUUAUGAUGUGGCUAGUUGGUUUACAAAAUGUAUUUUCACAUCAGCUACCCAGAAUGCCAAAAGAGUAUAUUACUCGUCUAGUCUUUGAUCCGAAACACAAGACCCUUGCAUUAAUAAAGGACGGCCGUGUGAUUGGUGGUAUCUGUUUCCGGAUGUUCCCAUCUCAAGGAUUUACAGAAAUAGUUUUCUGUGCUGUGACGUCUAAUGAACAAGUCAAGGGUUAUGGAACACACUUAAUGAAUCAUCUGAAAGAAUAUCACAUUAAGCAUAAUAUUCUCAAUUUCCUUACGUAUGCUGAUGAAUAUGCAAUUGGCUACUUCAAGAAACAAGGCUUUUCAAAAGAUAUUAAAGUACCAAAAGCAAAAUAUGUAGGCUAUAUCAAGGACUAUGAAGGAGCAACUUUAAUGGGAUGUGAAUUGAAUCCAAAGAUCCCAUACACUGAAUUUUCAGUCAUCAUUAAGAAACAAAAAGAGAUCAUUAAAAAAUUAAUUGAAAGGAAGCAAGCACAGAUUCAGAAAGUUUAUCCUGGCCUUUCUUGUUUCAAAGAUGGAGUUCGACAGAUUCCAAUAGAAAGUAUUCCUGGAAUUAGAGAGACUGGCUGGAAACCAAGUAAUAAAGAUAAGAGUAAAGAACCCAAAGAUCUGGAUCAACUUUACAGCACGCUAAAAAACAUUCUACAACAGGUCAAGAGCCACCAAAGUGCUUGGCCUUUCAUGGAACCAGUGAAGAGAACAGAGGCUCCUGGAUAUUAUGAAGUUAUAAGGUUUCCUAUGGAUCUGAAAACUAUGAGUGAACGACUGAAGAAUAGAUACUAUGUAUCUAAGAAAUUGUUCAUGGCAGAUAUGCAACGAGUGUUUACUAACUGCAGAGAGUACAACCCACCUGAAAGUGAAUAUUAUAAAUGUGCCAAUAUACUGGAGAAAUUCUUCUACACAAAAAUUAAAGAAGCUGGAUUAAUUGACAAAUAAUUUUCUUCUCAUGCAAUUAAGAUGCCUAAUGUAACAGCAAAAUAUGCAGUUCUUUCACUAGAUUUGAAACUUGUUUAUAAAAUAAAACUUUCUUAACUAGCACUUUUAAACAUGUAAUAUAGAAGAGUUUAUUUUAUUAAAGUAUUUUUAAAUGUACACUUGCAUGCCCUUUUGCGGUGUAUUCAAUUUUUAUUAGAUGUAUUGCACAAACUGUUUGGAGAUUUGGAAAGGGUAAAUUUCCAAGCAGUGAAUGUUUAAGUUUAAUGUAUCAGAUUGAAAAAUGGAUUAUUUUUACAGCAAAGAUGUUAAUGAAGGGGGAAAUAAAUUAUAUAUUAUGAAUUAUAUAUAAUAUAUAAUACUAAUACAUAUACAAUUUUAUUUUUACACACACUUACAUACACACACACACACAGAUACAGACACAUGAAAAUAAAACAUUCACUAAGAGGAGGUGCUUAAGCUACAAGAAAGGAAUUCCCUUAUUAGAUGGAAGUUUAAUUUCUUCUGUGAAUUUGGUUGUUAGAAUGAAGGAAACUACACAUGUCCCAGGAUGUUGCAGGAUUCAAUCUGAGAGUCACUGGGACCAGAGAUUUAGUCUUCCAAACUUUUAGGACCCAUUCUCAGGGCUCAGAAUGGGUUUCUGAGAAUGGGCUCUAGCAUAAGUCUGAAAGCUUGGAAGACUACGUUUCUGAUCCCAAUGACUGGCUCAGAUUGGACCUUAGCUCCUAAUAUUUGCAUUUCAAGGAAAAUGUAGCAUCAUUUUCACUUAGGUCAAGUUCUGAAAAGAACAUCAGACUUUGUAUUAAGCUCCCAACUGUUGCUUAGUCUUUUAGUAGAUUUAGAAAAGUACUAUUUCUACUAUUGAACCCAAUCUAGCAAUAGCUUUGUCUUUAUAGAUUUGUAUGGAUCUUUAUGCAUGAAAGCCAUUUUGCAAAAAUACAGUAGGUGCUGUAAUGAGUGGGUGGAAUGGACAAUAAUUUGAAUUCUCAAAUAGACCUUACCCCCGAGUAGGGUAUAUUUUGAUAAAUGCAUAUACAACUAAAGCAGUGGUCACCAACUGGUACACCUGGGUGAUGGAGCUGCUUCAGGAUGACCAAUGGGCCAGUCCUGUGACUACUACAACUCUGAAAUUGGGGACUGACUUUCCCACCAAUGUCAGCAAGCCACCGUCAGUCUGUCCAUGUUUGUUUUCCUUCAGAUUGACCAAAUGUCUUGAGAGAAGGGACACAAGAGGUUUCCAGGCUGUGUGCCUGGGACAAGGUGCUUUAUCUUGGGCCUCCCACCUGGAGGUCUUGCAGAAGCAGACAUGUAGGCCCAAAGGCGGUUGAGCCUCCCCUCCCCCCAGGGGUCAGCGGGACUUAAAAUUAUGGAUUUGGUGGACCCUGAGGUAUGAUUCCUCCAAAAGGUUGGAGACCCCUGAACUAAAGCAUACAUCAUUGAAGAAUGUAUACUAAACUGCGCAAUGGAAUCAGUAAUACCUGAUUGAUAAGAAACCAUAUCUAAUUUUAGUGUAGAUGAGAAUAUCUCCCACUUAGUAAUAGAGGCUGAUAUGCAGUUUUUCUAUAGAUAUUUGCAUUAUAAAGUGAUGGGAAACAUACUAAAAUCUGAAGACACAACUAACAAGAUUGAUAGAUUUUAGUGGUUAGCUCAAAAUUUGACUGCAUCCAGCCCAAUGCCACAUAGAGUAUAAUUUUGUGUCUUGCCAUAGAUAAAAUAAUUUAUAAAAGCAGCUUUGAGUAGAGCUUUAUCCCACUGUUAAUUUCUACUUGGAUUAAUACCAGUUUUUAAAAAUUAGGAACUUGAAUUUUGUUAUUAAUUCCAUAUAUAUUUGAGCUAUUUCUUACAUUAUACAUAAGAAAUAAACUUCAUUUCAUAUCAUUAGUUAUUAGGGAAGCCAUACUCAUUAACCACUCAAUUCUACAAUGUAUCUCAACACUGGAGGGGAAAGUAAAAUACCCCUAGUAUGUUUAUGUAUGUAUAUGUGUGUGUACAUGCACAUGUACAUACAAACACACACUGUUCAUGCUGAAAUAUUUCACUAGUAAACUUAUAGAAGGUAACAAAUGACAUUACAAAGGAGGUUUUUUGGCACAAUGCCUAUAGUAAUGUUUUAUUCAGAUUAGAUGAACAUUGCUAGAAGGAAAUGGUACAUAAUAGAUAAAAUAGAAAUAUAGAAAUGCCUUAGCGCUUUAUAUAAACCAGAAUGAGCUUUGUAUUUAAGGUACAAUGAUGCAACUUUGUUUUAGAAUAUUUAAAUAGUAAUUUUCAUGUAUUUUGUAAACUGGGCCAACAGAGUCACCUCUAAAGCUUGAUAUCCUGUGAAAGUGUUAUUUUCAAAGAUUCUUAUUGUCUUGAAAUUAGAGUCUCUUCUAUAUUGAGAACAUUUUGGUUCCUAAUUUAAAGAUUAUUUUCAUAGAUAUUGUGCAAUAAAGUUAUACACAGUAUGUGUUUAAAUACUUUAACUGAAAUUUUACAUUUGUAAAAUUAUUUAUUGUACUGGUAUAAAAUGGUUUUAAAUUAUAUGUAUAACAUUGAUCUUGUGUGCUAUUUUGUAAUUUGCAUAUAAAAAUACCAGACAUACUCA
Messenger RNA from Thamnophis sirtalis, 4653 nucleotides. The record is from RefSeq and is a predicted model, not a curated record. Lineage: Eukaryota; Metazoa; Chordata; Lepidosauria; Squamata; Natricidae.